Messenger RNA from Geodia barretti, 5321 nucleotides. The record is from the annotation of a GenBank genome assembly. Lineage: Eukaryota; Metazoa; Porifera; Demospongiae; Tetractinellida; Geodiidae.
GAAAGCCGCGAAUACGUUUCUGCGCCAAAUACUGACAAAGCUGCGUGUCUGCUCCUUACUCUCCAGCUAGUCAUGUCGUCAGUCUGCCAGUAUCCGUACGUGAACGUGUUCAAGCAGUUCGGAGUCGGUCAGUGGAAGAGAUGCUGCAAAGAAGGAGAUGUAUCACCUGUCAUGGAUCGCGACAUGAAGGCGACGGUCUAUCGCAUCAGUGGAGCAGUGGUCUCUUCCAACUACAUCCAGCUGCCCAAGGCAACCUCUCAGUCACUAGCCCUCACCGGGCGAUAUUUCUACCUCCUCUUCAGACCCCUCCCCUCCAAAUUCUUCUCAAUCCACCUCGAGGUGGCCACAACUGCCGGUAUCGCCGUGAGGGUCUCCAUCUCAAACAUCUUCAAAGAGUUUAAGUCCACGUCGACUUGGCUCCAGUAUCCCUACUCUUUCUUCGACACGAGGAGCCAGUAGUCGAGAGGUGGGGUGGGGGAAAGAGGGAGAGAGGCUGGUAGAGCUAAGAGGAAGAGUUCUAGUCGCUGGACACUACUCGUGUUAGAUCUCAGAGCAAUCCUGGGCCAACAGCUGCACGUCGAAUUGCCUACCUCAAGAAUAUCCAGCUGUGUGCCAAUCUACUAGUGAGAGGUGUGUUUACCAGUCAUGCCGAGUACAGCCCGCUCCCCGAACGAGACUCCGCCCACUUGGAGCCCCUCCCACGGGAAAUGAGGUUUCCCCUCGGAAAAACUGAGGAGUUUGCAGAGGUCUAUGACUAUGUUAGAUUUCCUGAUGAACGUCUGACUGAAGUGAGGGAACUAGAGAGGGAGAGAGGUUGUCGGACUGGUGUGGGUGGUGAGGGUGUGAAUGGUGCUGUGGGGAAGGUGGGAGGAUGACAAGGGAGAAGUGAGGGUGUGAGGGAGAGGAGUGGAAGGAGUGAGGGUGUGAGGGACAGAGGAGGGCGGAGUGAGGGUGUGAGAAGCGGCGUCCAUGUCUAUGUCGAGAGGGGGGCGGAGGUAAACCUUCUCCGUGGAGGAGACGAGACCAGCGACGACGAAGAAGACAUUUCGACUAACACUGACCUGGAGGCUGCCUCAAGACUGGAGCAAAAUAGUGUCCAUCUACCAUCUCACUCUUUACCACCAACCCUCAAGGGGGGGUGUGUGGUGUACCCCUGUCAUCAGCUGGUGGUUAUUGCCCGUCUCCAAUCUGGAGAACAACGCUUCCUCGUGGGCCACACUGCCAAGGUAUCAUGUCUGGCUAGCAGUGGAGACGAGCGUCUCCUGGCCUCGGGGCAGACUGGACCUAAUGCCAGUGUGAGACUGUGGGACUUUGCCACCGCUCGCUGUCUCUCUCUCUUUCAGACCCACUCUCGUUCCCUCUCCUACCUCAGUUUUUCACAGCCGGGCAGUCUGCUGUGUGGUGUAGGUCUAGACCGACACGGGAAGAGUCACGUCGUUCUCUGGAACACUGCCCCCGUCGCAGCUGUGACCACACCCACUCCCGCCGGGGUCACACCCACCCCCGAAGAGUUCACUAAGACCACACCCACUCCCACCGAGGUCACCACAGUCACUCAGGCACACACCGAUGUCGCCAUAUCCACCGUGAAGAUUGCUCACUUUGAUGAAAAGAGGAUGGUGUCGUGCGGAAGGGACAAUGUUCGUUUCUGGAGGGUGAAGGGAGGAACCCUGCGAUCAUGUCCCGUUAGUCUCGACAGCUGCCAUCACCAGAUGCAGUUCGCAGACGUGGCUUUCCAGCCGGGCUACCCUAAUGGCAGUGACGUCUACAACAGAAACGUAUAUGCGUGCACGAGAUCGGGACACGUGCUAGAGAUCCACUACAGCAGCGUGUCGUUCAAGAGGGUGUGGCACCUGUUGCCAGGCAACCAGGGAGGGGGCGUAGCCAUCACGGUGCUGUAUCUCCACGAGGCAUUCUCUGUGACGGGGUCUGAAGAUGGAGUUUUGAGGGUCUGGCCCAACGAUUUCUCUUCUCCUUUCCUUGAGGCCGAGCAUGAAGCUGGUGUGACAGCAGUGGGUGUCAGUGAUGAUGGAAUGAAGAUCUUGGCCGCCACUGCUUCGGGUAACAUAGGAGUGCUGGACGCAGGGACCCACAGUUACACCACACUAACGAGGUCCCACACCAGAUGGGUAGGCGGGGACCUGUCUGGAUGGGCGUGGCCAACACCUCCUCACGUGCUCCUCCGAUAACUCCAUCAGGGUCUGGGACACCUCCAGUGGGGAACAGGUGUUUGACUUCAGGUCAUCCUCGGAGGUCCCGGUGUGCAUUGCCCACCAUCCCACACAGCCAGUGUUUGCCUGUGGCUUCUCCAGUGGAGCUGUGAGACUGUUUCACACCCACACCACCUCUCUACUGGCAGAACAUCGUCAUCAUCCGGGAAGAGUCCGGAGUGUCCUAUUCUCUCCCAGUGGCCACCGUCUCUACACCUGCUGCUCCUCAGGCUCUCUGGCUCUGUUUGACUCCUCCCAACAACCCUGUCCUCCUACUGAGACUACUGGGGAACGCCGUGGCCAGAGAGGGUGGGGAGAGGGAAGAGAGAGGGAGGCUGGGACAGCAGUCUAUGGCUCUGUCGGAAGAUGGCAAGAGACUGGCUUGUAUUGGACCACUGUCAUGUAACAUUUCUGUCUUGGACGCUCUUUCUCUCAGUGAGGUUCUUAGACUGGACAUUACUCCUAUGGCUCCGCCCUCUCCAAACAACUCGGUUAGCUCCGCCCACCUCGUUAUGUUCUCCCCGGCAACCGUGGACCAGCUGGUAGUGGUGACGUCAUCCUCAGAGAAAGAAGGCGGGGCAGCUCUGCUAAAAUUCAGUGCCUCAAACGGACAGCUCCUCAGUCAGGUGUCCAGGGUCCACAGAGGUGUCUGUUCGGCCAUCUCUCUCACUGGUGGUGGUCGACACAUCCUGACUGCCGGUGACAACUCCAUCAAAGUUUGGGACUACUCCAUGACCCUCGACCUCAACUUUCAGGUGUUUAUCGGUCAUUCUGAGGAUAUAUCUCGACUUCUGAUCACUCCUGACGGUCGCCGCAUCAUCAGCACAGCUGCCGCCAUUUUCUUCUGGGAUUUCCUCUCUCCUCCUCCCCUCCCCUCGUCUCCCUCCCUUCCUCACCCCUCACACAACACCAGUCUGCUCUCCGUGUCCCCCCGAAUCGGACCCCCUGUCCCCACAAAUUACGAACCCCUCAAAAGUCAUCAGUUCACCCCCCUACCCAGCGCGCCCCUCAAUAACGAGAAUAAGAGCGUCCGAAUUGCUCUGAGGAAUGUGACUAAUACCACAACUGGUGAGGUUGGUGAAUGGAGAACCAGAGAGGAAGGGGAGGGGGUGAGAGGGGGGAAGUGUGAGGGUGUGAGUGGUGAGGAGGAAGAGAGCGAAGAGGGAUCAGAUGAUAGCAGUGAGGAGGACGAAGGGGAAGAAGGAAAUGAAGAACUUAUUAUUGAACACUCUUCAACUGAUGAGGUUCAUAUUGAGGUCCAGUCAGGCUCCGACCAAUCAAAUCUCUCAGAGCCAUCACGUGACCAGCAGGCCGUCGCUGCUCGCUCGGCCCCGGUUGCCGAGAGACACUACAGACCACACCCACCACGUAGCUCGUUAGCGACCCACCUGUACGUGGCUCCACCCAAUCAGGUGGGGGUGGAAAGGAGGGCGGUGCUGGGAAUGAGUGGGCGGGGCAGAGGUAACGUGGUCUGGCAACCUACCACUGGAUUGUUUGCCUACAGCAGUGGAUGUAUUGUGGUGGUAGAGGAUCUCUCAAACAGCCAGCAGACACAUCUCACCGGUCACAGCGAAGAAAUCUCCACUCUGGUUGUCAGGGGAGACGGGAAUGCUCUCGCCAGCUCUAGCCAUGCCCAUGACUCCACCCCCUGUGAAAUAAGAAUAUGGAAGCUGCCGGCCAACAAAUGCUCAAAAGUUUUGAAGUUCCACAGUCACGCAGUAACAAGUAUGGCAUUCUCAAGAGACGAUAGAUUUCUUCUCUCUCUCGGUGACUAUCACGAUAACUCCCUGGCGGUGUGGUCCACGUACGACUACAGUCUGGGUGUGGCCACGUCUCUCUCUCUCCCUGCCCACCACCUCCUCUGGGACCCCCACACCGCCUACGAGUUCGUCUCCGUGGGGGCUGGCAUGAGUCUCUGCUUCUGGAUCCUCGAAGAGGGCACUGGGACUCACACACUGAAGGUACACGAAGCGGAGAUUCCGUCAGAUCUGGUCCAAGGAAAAGAGAAAUCUGAGGUUGAUUUCACGGCUGCUUGCUACGGGCAGAACAACAGGCUCUUUAUUGGGUCUUCAAUAGGGGUGGUGUCAAUGUGGGAUACAUCACAGAACCAGUGUGUCAUGUUUUGGAAAACAAUCCCCAAUGAAAUCGGAGCCAUGUGGUUCAGUGGUGGAAAGCUGUCAGUGGGCAGUGUGUCUGGAUCACUAGCUCUGUGGUCUUUGGGGGCAGAAGAGGGAGGGAGAGGGAGAGAGAAGGUAGCCCCAGCACUGUCUGUGUCACAGGAGACCCAGCUGCAGUUGGGUUCUGGGAUAUUCUCUCUCUCAUUUGACCAAGACAUGAAACUAGGUGUGGCUGGCUGUGCUAGUGGGUGUGUCUGGUACAUCAACUGGUCGGAGGGUACAAAGGUCAAACUGGUGUGUGGCCACGCCCAGGAAGUAGUGGGUGUGGCUACCUGCAGUGAUGGAGAACUGUUGGCGACGGCCUGUCGGGAUGGCUCCGUGCGGUGUGGAACAUGAACAGCUUGGAACAGACUGCGGUCUUUCAUGCCCCCAAGAAGGAGUGUUUGUGCAUUGCGUUCGCUCCGGCUCCUCUGAAAAGUCACGUGAUCGUGUCUCGGCCCCCCACUAACGAGAAGGGGCAGCCCCACGAAUCGUCUCUCCACCUGGCAGUGGGCUACAGUGACGGAAGUGUGAGGAUCUUCUCCCGGGGAGCUGGGACCUGGUCCGAGAGGAAGAUGAAGCCUCAUGGAUCUCCAGUCACCAAGAUUGCCUUCUCUGCUGAUGGGAGGGUGUUACUGACGGGGAGUGGGGAGGGAGUGGUGGCUGCUAGCAGUGUGACCAGUGGACUAGUGGUGAAGGUGAUCCAGGAUCACAGAGGAGCUCCUGUCACCGACUUAACUGUGGCUGGGACGCCUGUACAGCUAUCGUCAGUAGGUAGAGAGGGUCUGUGGCUGUGGGCGUGUGCCAGUGGAGACAGGAGAGUGAGUGUGUGGAGCUCUGACUGGAGCCAGGAUGUCUGCCAUCUCCUGGACUGGCUCUCUUUCCCUGGACCUCCCACUGCCCCCAAUGGCUCCAGACUCACGAAAGGAGACAAAGUUAGGGGAACUUUCCUAUA